Messenger RNA from Darwinula stevensoni, 885 nucleotides. NCBI's taxonomy places the organism in Eukaryota, Metazoa, Arthropoda, Ostracoda, Podocopida, Darwinulidae. The record is from the annotation of a GenBank genome assembly.
AUGCCUCUGAAGAAGAAACCGGUGACAGAGAAAAACCUGUACGAGCUCCUGCAAGUAGCAAUUGAUGCUACAGAAAAGGAAAUCAAGACCGCCUACCGAAAGAAGGCUUUGAAAGUUCACCCUGAUAAGAAUCCCAAUGAUGAAAAGGCUGCCCUGUUGUUCCAUGAGCUUUCAGAAGCUCUGGAGAUCCUCUUGGACUCUUCAGCACGGACUGCUUAUGAUAAACUACUCAAGGCAAGGGAGGCAGCAGCCGUCCGACACAGACAACUUGAUGCCAAGCAGAAGAAGCUUAAGGAGGACCUGGAAGCUCGGGAGAAGGCGGCUGAAUCACACCGGACUGCAUACAAGAGUGAAGAGGAGAGAUUUCAAGCUGAGAUUGAACGCCUGCGCAAAGAAGGAUCUCAGGUGUUGAAAGCAGAACAAGAGUCCUUGAGAAGGCACCUAUAUGAUGAGGAUUCUUCCUCCUCUCAGGGAACUGAAGAUGUUGGAGCACGACUCAAAGUGAUUUGGAAAGGAAGCCAGGGAAAGUAUGACCAGGAGACACUCAAACGUAUCUUUAAUAAAUAUGGAGAUGUUUCUGUGGUGGUGAUCUCCAAGAAGAAGAAAGGAAGUGCUCUGAUAGAGAUGGUUGAUCAUCGGUCAGCUGAAAUGGCUCAAAGACUUGAGAAAGGAUACCUGGAUGAUCCUCUGAUAGUGACAUUAAUUGGUCACAAGGGUUGCAGUGAGCCUGUGAGAGACUUCAGCUCAACAUCAUUUGGUCUACAGACUGAAACUGAUUUUGAGAGCCUUGUGAUGCGACAGCUUCGGCAGGCAGAGGAACGUCGUAAAUUGAUUGAAGAAAUGAAGAGAAAAGAUGCAGAAGAUGAAGAAAAGAAUGGGAGCUAG